This is a messenger RNA of Fusarium odoratissimum NRRL 54006, 2470 nucleotides long. RefSeq lists its product as uncharacterized. The coding region runs from base 304 to 2316 and encodes 670 amino acids. Gene Ontology annotation, molecular function: ATP binding; ATP hydrolysis activity. Lineage: Eukaryota; Fungi; Ascomycota; Sordariomycetes; Hypocreales; Nectriaceae. The transcript is spliced from 6 exons. The record is from RefSeq and is a predicted model, not a curated record.
UUGUUUCUAUGAGGCGUAUACACGCAUAUUCAAUCCCGGGUCAUAUCACUUACCUGCAGGAAGGAUGGCCAGUUUGUCGCUUUAUUGAGACAAGUCUUCGCAUGCUGGUGCGUAGUGCGCUCUUCUUGCUCUUGGGUCGUUACUAGAAGGAACUUUAUACGUGUGUUAGAACUAAACGUCAACGGCUGAUCUUAUCAUUCGGUGUGGACAUUCAGAACUCACUGGAUCCCAGUCGACCAACUACUUUCAUCAAGAGAAGUUCUGGUACUAGCUCUUUUUCGAUCCUAUCCUGAGCCAACAAACAUGGGCAGUCCUUGGUUCAUGCGCUCAGAUGAGCAUAAUCCAAAGGACCAAGAUCAUCAAAACAACUCGGGUAACCCGGUAGAGGUGGGCAUGGCUGCUGAGACUAAAGAUAUUUACCGGAAGAGCAGCUGGGACCCUUGGCAGGAGUGGACGGAGGAAGAAAUCGGAGUCGAUGGAAGAUCAUCCCAAGCUUCAGCCAAAUACGCACUCAUUGUCCGCCGCGAGAAGGAACAUGGUGAAAUUGAUGAAUCAGUCCUAUCGCUACAUUCUAUCACAGUGCAGAGCCCACUGCUCAAAAAGAUUCUCGGUCCGGUUUUCAAGGGCUACAAGGGCAUCAAACCCAACCUCAAGAAACUCGAGUUUCAUGCGCCUUUUCGAGAGUUCUUCUAUAGAUGGGAUGAGUUUACUCAAGCCGACCCAAGGAACGAUUCCGCUGAUUCCUCCGAGGAGUGUUCGCAUUACAAACUUCUGGCAGAUAUCAUACAUGCCGAGAUCAAGCCGCGUAUUGAGCAAGCCUCGGAUCUUUUGAACAACGGCGUUAUAUCUUUUGAUUAUGUGUGGACGCUCUUUGAGCCUGAUAUCGAAAUCUACACCACGGUCGAAGGCCGCGAUAGACUGUUUAGGUUGAGCAGCAGUAAUUAUUCCAAGACGCCAGAUGGAACAGUGGCAUACGUGCUUUGUGCCCGGUUCAUCGACACCGAUGGGAACACCUUCGGGUACACAGAAACAACCUUGAACAUAUUGCCUUUUGAGAACGUCAAGCCAAUUUUGGAGCUAGAAGUUAUCCCGGCACGUCUAUGCCCCCAUUUGGAUGAAGUCAAGGAUCGACUCGUACAACGUGGUCGAGUAUUUGAGAGCUUGAAAGGCAUCCACCACAGGACGUAUUCUGGUAUGUACAGUCUGCCUAGUACAGCCUCGGGUAUUCCAAAGCAGCGACACGUGGCAAACGAGCGGAUCAUCAUCGACUGCAGAACAUUCUUAUGGUUCAAUUGCAGUACAUCUGGUCCACUUCAGCCACUUGAGGCUCCAAAGAGCUUUGUGUUUCGUAGUAAUGAUCUAUACCAUGAUAAAUUGGUUGAUUCGCUCGCUCAUAGGUCUCUACCAGCAAAACCAUACGCCACAAUAGUUUCGAGUAAUGGCUCACAAAACUCAAAUAUAUCCAAUAAGGUACUCUCCGAAAGCCAGUAUGCGCUAUGUACGAACGUCGUUAAAGGGUUUUGCCUGAAAACUAAAGAAUGGGGACUAUUCGAUAUUGAGCUCAUCAAAGACGUGUUAUGGAGCUCAACAGCCUUUGAUCAGCUAGUGCUGCCGCACGAUUACAAACGAAUUAUUCAGGCAUUUGUUGGUGCUCAAAUGUCUGGAUUGGACAAUUUUGACGAUGUAAUCAAAGGCAAAGGACGAGGAAUCAUUAUGCUUCUAAGCGGAGAGCCGGGAACUGGGAAAACACUUACAGCAGAGUCUGUUUCCGAGAUCAUGCAAAAGCCCCUCUAUAACAUGAGUGCUGCCGAGUUGGGGGAUGUUGCCCAAGAAGUUGAGCAGAAGUUAGACUGUGCUCUCGAGCUCUCAACAAAAUGGGGAGCAGUCCUUCUCCUCGAUGAGUGCGACGUCUUUCUCGAACGUCGAACUACCUCGGAUAUCAAAAGAAACAAACUAGUCUCGAUUUUCCUUAGACUCCUCGAAUACUUUGAGGGCGUCAUGUUUUUGACAACUAAUCGAGUCUCGGCAUUCGAUCCAGCGUUUGAGUCUCGAAUUCAUCUCACUAUUCAUUAUCCCAAUCUGGACUACACUAGCAGGCUGCAUAUCUGGAGGACAUUUGUUAAUAUUGGCAUCGAUGGGAAUAGUCUUUCUGAAGAUGAGCUGGAUGAAUUGGCCGGUGUCGAGCUCAAUGGGAGACAGAUCAAGAAUGUGGUCAAGACGGCAAGACUUCUUGCAACGCACGAAAGGACUCAGCUGGCUAUGGGCCAUAUCAGCACGGUUCUGAGGAUCAAGAAAGGGCUAGCAGGAGGGUCAUGAUAUGGAAGCUUGUGAGAUACCAGAAAUGCCUUUUCCAAUCAAAAAGAAAGAAACAGAUCAAAUAUUUUGAUCAACUACGACGCGGUUCGAUCUACGUCCGCUAGAGUACACCUGGUGUGCCGUGUCUGGUGUUAUCAAACCCUUUUGUUUUCCG